This is a messenger RNA of Archocentrus centrarchus (flier cichlid), 1721 nucleotides long. It is a transcript of the gene rrad, whose product is annotated as Ras-related associated with diabetes. The record is from RefSeq and is a predicted model, not a curated record. NCBI's taxonomy places the organism in Eukaryota, Metazoa, Chordata, Actinopteri, Cichliformes, Cichlidae. Gene Ontology annotation, molecular function: GTP binding; GTPase activity; calcium channel regulator activity. Gene Ontology annotation, biological process: negative regulation of high voltage-gated calcium channel activity. Gene Ontology annotation, cellular component: plasma membrane.
CCCGAGCAGCGACUCUCAUCAGACCAGAACAAAAACCGCUUAUCGAGUACAACAACUUUUCAAACCAAGGAUUACUGGAUUGCCUUCGUUGGAUUUAAUUUUCAGCACCGAAUCCUCGGCAGAAGCACAAUGACUUUGAACAAGGGCGACAAAUUGCGGAACAUGGACAAGAGGAGAGGAAGCGUGCCUUUCCCCAUGAAUUUACCCAACCUACACAGGAGAAGCAUGCCCGUAGACGACCGCGACCUGCGCGCCACGACGCCGCAGACCGGACAGACCGACGAGCUGUCCAAAUUAUUGCGGUGCACGUCCUACUCCCCAAGCGAACAGCACCGGGGCAGCUGCGCGUCGGACUCCUCCGACUCGGUGAUCUCCACCAGCAGCGAAGCAGACUCCCAGGUGUACAAAGUGGUUCUCCUCGGGGAGCACGGUGUUGGCAAGUCGAGCCUGGCGCGCGUCUUUGGUGGAGUUGAGGAUGCUGGUCACGACUGCGAUGAAGCAGGAAACACUUAUGAUAGAUCUAUUGUGGUGGACGAAGAAGAGGCAUCCAUUGUGCUGUAUGACAUCUGGGAGCAGGAUAACAGCCAGUGGCUGAAGGACCAGUGCAUGAGGAUGGGAGACGCCUACAUCAUUGUGUAUUCAGUGACAGACAAGUCAAGCUUCGAGAAGGCAUCGGAGCUCCGUAUUCAGCUGCGCCGAGCCAGGCAGUCAGAGAACAUUCCCAUAAUCCUUGUGGGCAACAAGAGUGACCUGGUGCGGUCCAGAGAGGUGUCUGUAGAUGAGGGAAGUGCCUGUGCAGUGGUAUUUGACUGCAAGUUCAUCGAGACGUCGGCAUCCCUUCACCACAACGUGCAGGACCUUUUUGAGGGCAUCGUCAGACAGAUCCGCUUGAGGAAAGACAGCAAGGAGGAAAAUGCACGACGGCAUGGCCACUGCAGAAGAAGAGAGAGCAUCGGCAAGAAGGCUAAAAGGUUUUUGGGCCAUGUCGCACGCAAGAACAAGAAAAUGGCUUUCAGGCAGAAAUCAAAGUCCUGCAUGACCUAACAGUUCUCUGAGUGACAGAUUGGGAAUGAAGGACAUUUUUUUUCCCCUUGGCCUCUGAAGACCAGAUGCUGUGUGUUUUAACACUAACCCAAAAGGACUAACAGAGCUGUACUGAAAUAUAUUUUUGUUUUUUAGACACCAACCAAAAGCAAAAGGAGGCUGUUGUCAAUGAAAUGACUGAUGUUGUUUGAGUUAUAGUAUAUCAUGGUGAUAACCUGCAUUUAUUUUAUCGUCUGCCUUAAAAUAUUGUCAUCAGUACGUAUAAAAAAACCCACAAAGGCUUGUUAUUCUAUGUGCUGCAAAAUUGCCUGGCUGUUGGGCUAUUGUUUAUGCCCGUGUACUGAAUGGGGGAGGGGGUGGGGUGUCGAUGUAUAUACUAAUGUAUGAAUGAAGCUGAAUGCAACAUACAUCUCAUUAUAUUCUAAGACAAGAGAAAGAUAAUAAUGCUAGGUAUCUGGAGUCAUAUUUACUUGAAGUGUGGUACGCAGGUUCGUGCCUUGGCCAAGUUACUGAGGACUAUUCAAAGCAUCUGCUAUUCUAUGUUGUUCCAUAACACUGAAUUCAGGUUGUGAAUGUCUGAGUAAAGCAAUAAGUUAUAUUAGUCUUGUGAAUUUUGACAUGAUUUGAAAAUUCUUUGUUACGUUGAGUUCCUUUUUCAAUAAAAUCUAAAAACAAUU